Messenger RNA from Brenthis ino (lesser marbled fritillary), 1728 nucleotides. Lineage: Eukaryota; Metazoa; Arthropoda; Insecta; Lepidoptera; Nymphalidae. The record is from the annotation of a GenBank genome assembly.
AUGGAAGACUGGACCGAUAGAAAAUCAAAAACCAUUAGUGACCAAAAGUUUUGGCAGUCUAUUAAUAUAUUAAUAACAAAAUCUCAUGUUGUAAAUAAAAGGUUGUGGGGUUCGACAAUUUUGAAGAAACAUUAUAUUAAAACAAAAAAUUGUGGUUGGGAUGACAACUUUGAAAAAUAUGAAUUAAAAAUAGUUACAAAUACGGAAGAAUUUCUUAAUGAACUAUCCCAAAAAAAUAAUUUUCAAAUUACUGAUCAUGCAGCUGAAUUAGAAAUUAUGUUGUUAGAACUUCUUCCUAAAAGUUACUUUGAAUCACAUGCAUUUCAAAUGAUUUGUAUCAAUAAACUUAAGAAAAAAGUAACAUUUUAUGAUAUUACACCUCAACAACUUGCACAAAAAUUAUGUCCAACAUUUCCGUAUAGUUUCCUCUUAAAAGAUAAUGAAAUUAUUUUAAUCAGUCCUGACAAUACUAUGAAGUCUUAUUUUUGGUUGAAAGAUACAGUCUUACCCCAACUUAUAAAGUGGAGUGAAGAAUUAUCUACAAAGCCAGUACCUAUUUGUAGUGAAUCUUUAGCACUUGUUGGAAAUGAAAAGUAUUACACAAAAUACAACCUUCUUAAAAUGAAGUAUGGAAAAGAGAUGGUUAAGAUCUGGCCAGAGAGUACAGAUCCAUUAAAGUUUGUGUAUGAAGAUGUAGCUAUUGCCACAUAUUUACUGCUCUUAUGGGAAGAUUACAGUCACCCUCAAACAUUUGCUGAUAUUGGUUGUGGAAAUGGACUUCUUGUUUAUAUAUUGAUUAUGGAAGGACACACUGGAUUUGGAGUUGAUGUAAGAAAAAGGAAAAUAUGGGAUAUGUAUCCUGAUAAAGUUGAAUUAAAAGAAUAUACCAUAACUCCUUUAAACAUAGAUAUAUUUUCCAAAGUAGACUGGGUCAUUGGUAACCAUUCUGACGAACUUACACCAUGGAUACCAGUAAUUGCAGCAAAAUCUUCCUAUAACUGUAAGUUCUUCCUCCUACCUUGCUGUGCUUAUAACUUUGAUGGUACUAAAUAUAGAAGAAAAGAUUCAUCAAAAAGCCAAUACACAGAAUAUUUGCAACAUAUAAAAGAACUAUGUGAAUAUUGUGGAUUUGAGACACAAGUAGACAGAUUGAAAAUUCCAAGUACAAAAAGAAUAUGCUUUGUUGGUCAAACAAGAAGUUACAAUGAAAAUGAACAUAUAAAUAAAAUUACUUUAAUCCAAGACUUAGUUAAUGAAGAUAUUGGCUUAGGAAAAGACGCAACUAAUCUAAGUGAUUUUAAAACUAGAGAAGCUAUAGAAAAAGUAAAAAAUUGCACACAGAUAGAUAAGAGUACUAUUGACAUAAUAGUUAAACAAAUUACUAACUUUUUGCUUGAAGAUUGUAAUUUAGAGCAAAAUUGGUCAAGAGGCAAAAAAGCUGAAAUAAAUGAACUUGUUCAACUUAUAUCACCUGAUAAUUUAAAAAUCUUAAAAUCUGAAUGUGGUGGACUACAGACUUUACUCAAAAAUAAUCAUAGUAUCUUUGAGGUUCGAAAUGGCACAGUGCAGUUAAGGUAUCCCAGAACUGUAGAUGAAAUGAUGAAAAACAAAAGAAAGAAAAACAAUGAAACUUUAAAAAUUAAAGUCAAACAGUGUUGGUUUUAUAAAAACCAUCCACAAGGGUGUCCUUUAGAAAAUUCACUGUGCAGUUUUUUACAUGAAAAUCAG